Molecule: messenger RNA, 1537 nt
Organism: Wyeomyia smithii (pitcher-plant mosquito)
Lineage: Eukaryota; Metazoa; Arthropoda; Insecta; Diptera; Culicidae
Exons: 3
Coding region: 13-1440 (475 amino acids)
Source: RefSeq, a predicted model, not a curated record
CACUGAGCCCCGAUGAUGGGCAGUUUUAAGGUGUGCAAUUAUGGUACAUUUGUUGUAAUGUGCAGUUCCCAGGCCUUUGUUGACUUCCCGGUACUCAACGCUGCAACGCUGUUCUAUGUAAAUGCUCACCAACCCGAGGGAUGCAGCAGUUCGAUCUUCCCAUUCAGUAUGACCACCAGCAAAGAUUCCGGUGCCCUACUACCGGUCUAUCUGAACGAAAGUUUGAUUCUCAGAUCACUGGAGAGCGGUCUUGAGUAUCCCAGACGGGUGGCAGUGAAAGUCAAUAAGUUUUUAAUAAGAAGUGCUACCACGGCAGGUGAUAACUAUCUGAGUGAUGUAUUCCGGAUGUGGGUAAGCUACAAACGGCUGCCCGGUGGGCGGGACGAGGAGAUUUCCUUGAUCGUUAAGUGUUUGCCUGAUAAGGGACACCGAGGGUCAAUUGUUGGCUUGCUGAAUGCCUUCGAUAAGGAGGUGAAAAUGUUUCGCACUAUUGUUCCCGAACUGUCCGCGUUGGUGGAUAAUGAACUGUUUGCAGCAAAAUUGUACUACGCCACAACCGAUCCGAUUCGAAUGAUAGUUUUCCAAGAUCUGAAUGCAAUCGGGUUCACCAUGGCAGAUCGUACUGGCGGUGGAUUGGAUUAUGAUCAUUGUGUGGUGAUAAUGCGAAAAAUCGCAAAAUUUCAUGCUUCAUCUCUGCUGCUUGCCGCCAGUGGGGCAUCAAAGCGCCGAGAGCUGGAAGAACAGUUCGAGUAUGGCUUCAUGAACCCGCACGUGACCGAUGAUAGCAAUACAGUGCUGGACAUUUUUGCCAGUGGAUUCGACACUCUGAUUGGGUGUGCCGAAAAAUGGUCAGAAUUCGAUCGGUGUAUUUUGGAUAAACUCAAAACGAUGCGACCGCGUUACAGGGAACGCGUGGUUGCCUGUUUAAAUCAAAAGUUUUCCGAUGGGUUCAAAGUGAUCAACCACGGGGAUCUGUGGAUUAACAAUAUUUUGUUCCGGUACGGUUUGAAUGGCCGACCAGAGGAAGCUAUUUUUGUGGACUACCAGUUGAGCGUUUACACGAGUCCCGGAAUUGAUCUGAAUUACUCGCUGGUUAAUUGUCCUACGUUUGAAGUGCGCGAGCACCAACGUGGCAACCUAAUCAAAGAGUAUCACUCCGCUCUGGCGCAAGCCUUGAAAGGGAGUAACGUGCCGAUUCCAUCCCUCGCUGACGUGCAGCUGGAGAUCAAAAGGAUGAGUUAUUUCAGUCUCGUGGCCGCAAUCUCAAUUCUACCGAUAGUGACAAUGGAAAGUGUUGCCGAUUUGGAUAUUAGUCUUGAUGCCAUGGUUGACGAGAGUAAAGCCAAAAGUCUGCGGCAGUUUCAGUAUAACGGCGAUCGCUACAGAAAAGCUAUAACCAAAUUGAUGACCCGAUUUGAUCGCGAUGGACUGCUCGACUAGUUGGGCAUCGUUUAGCUUCUUUGGUGUUGGAAGUCAUGAUUCAGAACGGGGACUAGGUCACAAAUUGAAAUAAAACGAACUCGGACUUGGUGCUAAA